AUGGCCGAUUCCGAGAUUCGACGCCGAAGACGUCCAGCCGUCUCUUGCGCGCUCUGUCGUCGGCGGAAAAUUCGCUGCAAUCGCGAACAGCCAUGCAACAACUGUCUUCGGGCGCGCAAAGAUGCUGUUUGCGUUUAUGAGGAUCUGCCACCGUUGCCACAGCUGCAGCAGUCGGAAUCGCAGCAUGGACGAGUGGUGCUGCCAACAUCCUAUCCCACCGAGCCAGAAGCUGUGGCAGCUCCUCUCCAACCUUCCCCCACAACCCUGCCGGGCCAAUUCGCGGAGAUGCACCCGCCUUUCGACAUGGAUGCCUCCUUGGGCAAGCCCGCAUUCACGGAUGAGGUUUGCGUGGGUCCUGAGACGGCGCUGUCUGACAGCUGCAUUCGUCGCGCAUUGAGACGACAAAUUCGCAAGCUCGAGGCACAGCUGCGUGCCGUUCGGCGCAACCAGCAACCACGUCAUCAAGGUGCCCCUGCAAGUGCGGGCGUGUCCACAACUGCUGUUGCCACAUCGCCCUCUUCACGCUUGACGCAGCCAGAGCAAAGCUCUCCCAGCCUCAGUCACGAAGCCGAUACCGGUACCGAUGUCGAUGCCGACUCGCCCCUGUCGCCGGUGUCGCCACCGUUGGACACACCGGCGACGUCGCAGAACCUCGUCCGAUCGGCGGCCGGUUGGACUAGACCCGUCAUCUGCGACUCCUUUGCAGGCCAGGGUCACUCGUACACUCGCUGCCAAGGCAUUCCAGGAUAUGCACAGUUCACGAGCCGCAACGUCAUGCACAAGACACGCCUCCUUGGCCAGAGCCACGGUGUCAACAGUGUCAUGGGGUUCCGCGACAUCUUCGAGUCGAUCGAGCUGUCCAUCGUGGGCAACAAGCAGAGCAAGGUAUUUGUUGACAUGCAUCGGAUCAAGCACCUCGCCCGCAUCAUCAAGGCGCAGCGCAGAUCCCCGUGGCCAGUCACCCUUCCGAGCUCGCUGGCAGCACGACGCCGCGACCUACCGCCGCGUCCUCUGGCCGACCAGCUUGUCCAGUGCUACCUGCGCAGCUCUGAGGGCCUGUUCCGCGUCCUGCAUGUGCCUCUGUUCCAAAAAGACUAUGAGGCCUAUUGGGCGGAUGCUGCUGCUGCUACCGGUUCUUCAUCUGCGCCAGACACCGCCUUUCUGGUGCAGCUGUGCCUUGUGCUGGCCAUUGGCACCGCCAGCCACCCCGAACACGUCCGACUGCGCCCCAAUGCUAUCCGCUGGGUACACCAGGCGCUUUGCUGGGCAGCCGAGCCCGACUUCAAGGCACGUCUGACCAUCCAGACGUUGCAAAACAGCGUCUUGCUGCUGCUGGCACGCGAGGCUGUCGGUGUUGGCACCGACCUGGUCUGGAUGGCCGUUGGAAGCCUUCUGCGCACCGCUGUCUACAUGGGCUUGCAUCGUGAUCCGCUGCUGCUGCCCAAGAGGGCCACUCUCCUGGCUGCCGAGAUGCGCCGCCGCCUGUGGAACACCAUCCUGGAGCUGGCUGUUAAUACGGGAUUAUGCGCCGGUGGACCGGUCAUGCUAUCGCUGGCUGACUUUGACGCGCAGCCCCCGGGCAAUUUUGAUGACGAGGAGCUGUUGGGUGGCAAUGGUGAUGGUGACGGGACCAUCGAUCUUGAGAACUCGACGGAGAACAGGACAAACCUCUCCAAAGAAGGCCGCCCGCCAGACGUCUUCACUCAGACAUCUGUGGCCAUCGCGCUGCGCAAAACCUUUCCGCUGCGCCUGGCCAUUGUUCACUUUCUCAACGACCUGGAGCCACGCGGCUCAUAUGGUGAGACUUUGCGGAUCGACAAGGAGUUCCGAGCUGUAUUCCGGGCGCUCUGCCAGACGCUGGAUUCGUUCCAGCGCAGUGCCAAUAGCCGCACCGACGGCACCGACGAAAAACCGAUUCCUCACGUCCAGCUGGCACUGAUCGACCUGCUGAUGCGACGGCCCCUAUUGUGUUUGCACGUCCCCUUUUUCGGCGCCGCCGUGCACGACCUGGCUGCCUAUGCCUUCUCUCAUCGCGUCGUCGUGGACACGGCAGUCAAGAUCUGGAGCACUAGUACCUGCACUCAAAGCGCACACGACUUCUCUCCGCCGAGCAGCGCGGCCACGCCAAAGGGCCUCUUUCCACCACCAUCCUCCCCUCUUUUCUCCGACCCAGACGAGAUCAUCCGCAUCGCCAUGCUCGGUCCUGGCCCCCUCCGCAAUCUGACAGCGCAGGCAAGCCUGCUGGUGGCCGCUGAGAUCAAACUGAAGCUGCUCGAGGACAUUGCUCAGGAUGGCACGCAUCUCAUGUCGGCGCUCACCUCAUCUGGCCUCCAGUCACCCCUAAUUCCCGUUCGGCCUGACUUGAUGACUAUUUUGCACAGCGCCCGCGACUGGUCUUUAAAGGCUGUCGAAGCGGGCGAGGUCAACUGCAAAGGGCACCUAUUCUGCUGCCUUGUCCUCGCACAGAUUGGUCAGAUGCGCCGAGGCAUGACGAACCCGGCGAAUGCCGCUCCCGAGAUAAAGCUGGCCCUGGCUCACGAGCUUGUGCGCAGCGCCGAGGAGUCACUGGAUAUGUGUAUGCCUUUGAUAGAGCGCCAUCGGGCAGAAGGACAGGCACGCUCGGAGACCGAAGCCAGGGCCGCGGCAGCGGAUGGAGAGCUUGAAGGAGCUGCCGUAGAGAUAGCUGCCACGCCUGCUCUUUUUGAAACUGCAAGUACUGCCGCGGCCGCCACAGCUGCCGACGCCGCUAAUGCCGAAGCUAGCCUGUUUACGCGUCAGGAUUUCGAUGUGAUGUCUGAUCAUAUUGAAAACUGGGACUUCCUCAUGUCUGACAUCCAGAUGUCCGAUCUGGGCCGUUUAGGCGAUCUGUACAAUUGGCUGUUCUCAAACGACUCGACAUAG
This is a messenger RNA of Grosmannia clavigera kw1407, 2901 nucleotides long. Its product is annotated as c6 zinc finger domain containing protein. Gene Ontology annotation, biological process: DNA-templated transcription; regulation of transcription by RNA polymerase II. NCBI's taxonomy places the organism in Eukaryota, Fungi, Ascomycota, Sordariomycetes, Ophiostomatales, Ophiostomataceae. Gene Ontology annotation, cellular component: nucleus. Bases 1 to 2901 code for a protein of 966 amino acids. Gene Ontology annotation, molecular function: zinc ion binding; DNA-binding transcription activator activity, RNA polymerase II-specific; RNA polymerase II cis-regulatory region sequence-specific DNA binding. The record is from RefSeq and is a predicted model, not a curated record. The transcript is spliced from 3 exons.